GCAAAGAAGAAGGACAAGGACAAAAAGAAGAAAAGCGACAAAAAGAAGAAGGAUAAAAAGAAAGGCAAGAAGGAUAAGAAAAAGAAGAAAAAGGCGUCUUCGUCCGAUUCCUCCAGCUCUGACAACAAGAAGGCUAAAAAGGAGCGAAAGAGGAAGCAGGAAGAAGACAAUGCGAAGAAUGCGUGGCUUGCCACCAAGAUGCGUGAGCUCAGAAAGGCAGACGCGAACCUUACAGCUCGCGAUGCCAUGAAGAUGGCCGAGGCCGAGUACGAAAAGAUCUUCAGUGGCGUCGGCGUUGGCGAGGCCGCCCCUGCACCUGCUGCUGCGGAGGGUGGCGAAUGGGGUCUCCCAGCGGCUGCAGAAGCAGCCAAGGAGGCUGAGGACGAGGCCCGAAAGCAAGGCAAAAGUGAAGAGGAGAUCGCCAAGGCCGGACGCGAUGCUGGGGAGCGGGUCAUGAGGGUGGCGGAGGAGGCUGGCGUCUACAAAGCCCCAAAGGAGCUACCUCUCUUCAUGCAAAAUCGGCUGAAGCAGCAAAGCGAGGCAGCUCGGCUAGCAGCAAUGCCAGCGCCAGUGGCAGGCGAAAACAGCCGUCCAGCCGAAAUGCAAGAGCCGAGGCGUUUGGCGUUGAAGCUGCCGCCGGACACAAAGGACAAAAAGAAGAAGAGGUAG
Molecule: messenger RNA, 669 nt
Organism: Symbiodinium pilosum
Lineage: Eukaryota; Dinophyceae; Suessiales; Symbiodiniaceae
Source: the annotation of a GenBank genome assembly